AUGGAUGAAGCCAAUCACUCUGUCGUCUCUGAGUUUGUGUUCCUGGGACUCUCUGACUCAUGGAAGAUCCAGCUCCUUCUCUUCCUCUUUUUCUCAGUGUUCUAUGUGUCAAGCCUGAUGGGAAAUCUCCUCACUGUGCUAACUGUGACCUCUGACCCUCGUUUACAGUCCCCCAUGUACUUCCUGCUGGCCAACCUUUCCAUCAUCGAUUUGGUAUUUUGUUCCUCCACAGCUCCCAAGAUGAUUUAUGACCUUUUCAGGAAGCACAAAACCAUCUCUUUUUGGGGCUGUGUAGUUCAGAUCUUCUUUAUCCAUGCUGUUGGGGGCACUGAGAUGGUGCUGCUCAUAGCCAUGGCUUUUGACCGAUAUGUGGCCAUAUGUAAGCCUCUCCACUACCUGACCAUCAUGAACCCACAAAGGUGCAUUUUGUUUUUAGUCAUUUCCUGGAUUGUAGGUAUUGUUCACUCAGUGAUUCAGUUGGCUUUUGUUGUAGACCUGCCGUUCUGUGGCCCUAAUGAAUUAGAUAGUUUCUUUUAUGAUCUUCCUUGAUUUAUCAAACUGGCUUGCAUAGAGACCUACACACUGGGAUCCAUGGUUACUACCAAUAGUGGAUUUAUUUCUCUGGCUUCUUUUUUAAUUCUCAUGAUCUCUUACAUCUUUAUUUUGGUGACUGUUCAGAAAAAAACUUCAGGUGGUAUAUUCAAGGCUUUCUCUAUGCUGUCAGCUCAUGUCACUGUGGUGGUUUUGUUCUUUGGGCCAUUAAUCUUUUUCUAUAUUUCUCCAUUUCCCACAUCACAUCUGGAUAAAUUCCUUGCCAUCUUUGAUGCAGUUAUCACUCCUGUUUUGAAUCCAGUCAUCUAUACUUUUAGGAAUAAAGAGAUGAAGGUGGCAAUGAGAAGACGAUGCUCUCAGUUUGUGAAUUACAGUAAAAUCUUUUAA
Pongo pygmaeus (Bornean orangutan) is the source of this 939-nucleotide messenger RNA. Its product is annotated as olfactory receptor 4F6-like. Lineage: Eukaryota; Metazoa; Chordata; Mammalia; Primates; Hominidae. Gene Ontology annotation, biological process: G protein-coupled receptor signaling pathway. The record is from RefSeq and is a predicted model, not a curated record. Gene Ontology annotation, cellular component: membrane. Gene Ontology annotation, molecular function: G protein-coupled receptor activity; olfactory receptor activity. The transcript has a single exon.